This is a messenger RNA of Cladophialophora yegresii CBS 114405, 891 nucleotides long. RefSeq lists its product as uncharacterized. The record is from RefSeq and is a predicted model, not a curated record. The coding region runs from base 1 to 891 and encodes 296 amino acids. Lineage: Eukaryota; Fungi; Ascomycota; Eurotiomycetes; Chaetothyriales; Herpotrichiellaceae. Gene Ontology annotation, molecular function: oxidoreductase activity. The transcript is spliced from 3 exons.
AUGUCCCUGGCGAGCCGCCUCAGGUGGUCCCCGAUGAAUGGGGGCUCCCGCGGCAUCGGGCUCUACUGCGCGACGGCCUUCCUACGGGCCGGCUGCACCAAGGUCAUCAUCACGGCGCGGGACGCCAAGAAUCUGGAAGCGGCCGCGCAGAAGCUCAACGCUCUCCCCGGCAUCAAAGGCGUGGCCGUGUCGAUCCCCGCGAAUGUCGGGCAUACGGACCAGAUCGAACGGUUCGUCAGGGACGUCGAGGCCGAAGUUGCAAAAGAUGCGGGUAAAGGGAAACCCAGGGGCGUGGAUAUCCUGGUCGCGAACGCGGCGGCCAGUUGGGGCGGGCCGUUUGAGGAGUUUGAGGACUGGAAGAGUGUCAAGACGCUGGAUUUGAAUGUUAGGGGGGUGUUUAAUCUGUGUCGAUUCAUGGUCCCCCUCCUCUCCCGGUCCGCCACGCCCGAUGACCCCUCCAGGAUCCUCAUCACCUCGUCGGUUGGCGGGAUCAUCGUGCCCCACGUGGGCGCCCGCGGGGCGAUCAUGUACAGCGUGUCCAAGGCCGCCGCGCACCAUCUGGGCCGGAACCUCGCGCUGGAGCUGGCGCCCAAGAACAUCACGACCAACAUCGUGGCGCCCGGCUUUUUCCCCUCACGACUUGCGAACCCGCAGAUCGAUUACCUCGGCGGCGUGGACAAAGUGGGCAAGCAGAACCCGCUGGGCAGGCUGGGGAGGCCCGAGGACAUCGCGGGCGUGGUGCUGUACCUGUGUAGUCGCGCGGGGAGCUAUAUUAAUGGCGAGGAUAUCAGUAUCGAUGGCGGUGCGAGGCUGAGGAGCGGGACACAUCCUGGGAGUAUGGAUGAGAGAGGAGAGGAGGCUGCUUCUGCUGCGAGGGACAAUAAGUUGUGA